This is a messenger RNA of Erpetoichthys calabaricus (reedfish), 3218 nucleotides long. It is a transcript of the gene prrc1, whose product is annotated as proline-rich coiled-coil 1. Lineage: Eukaryota; Metazoa; Chordata; Cladistia; Polypteriformes; Polypteridae. Gene Ontology annotation, cellular component: cytoplasm. The transcript has 9 exons. Gene Ontology annotation, biological process: activation of protein kinase A activity. Bases 162 to 1499 code for a protein of 445 amino acids. The record is from RefSeq and is a predicted model, not a curated record. Gene Ontology annotation, molecular function: protein kinase A regulatory subunit binding.
GGCAUUGUUGUGACGUCACCCGAUGCGGCCAUUUUGGAAUCCCACGUUUGUAAGUGUAUGCGUGUGUGUGCGGUCGUCGCGGCUGCGCCGUGUGUAGGAAUAACUCGAAGAGAGUUUAGAAGCAUUGAAGCAGUUCGCUGCCAGCUAUUGAGUAACAGAAGAUGAUGGAAGAAAGUGGCAUAGAGACAACUCCUCCAAGCACUCCUCCACCUCCUCCAAGUGUUGCAGCAUCCGUGAACUCUGUUCCUGUUCCUUUAGUUAUGUCCAGUCCAAUUUCCAGUCCUGUGUCUCUUCCGAACACAUCAGCCAUCUCUUCCUUUCCACAGCAAGGGUUUUCUACCCCACUGGCUCCUACUUCUACUUCAGUCCCUCCCAUAAGGUCUUCUGCCCCACCUCCUUUCAGCAGUCCUGUAGGCUCUGCAAUAUCUUCCCCCCUUCCACCUCCCCCACUUAAUAUUCCAGUUGCAAAUGUCCCUUUUAGUAAUUCAGUUGCUGGAUAUCCUGCUCCUUCUGCCCCAAUGCCAGGCCCUGUGAUUUCUGCUCCUCCCAACAGUCCCCCCACAUCUGGUUUCUUGAUGAAUGCCCAAUAUGACAUUACACGUGGACAUGCAGGAAGAUCUCCUCAGACGCCUUUGAUUCCAAGUUUUUCUUCACAGCCAGUAGCAGCCAUGAUGUCAAGUCCUAUGGUUCAACAACCAACUACAUCAGCUGGUGUUGGGGUUGGAUCAGCUAUCACUUUUCCAGAUGCUGUGGAAGAUCCUGGAGUUUCAAUGCACAAUGAAACCAAUGCAGGAGGAAUUUGGGGCUUUAUAAAGGGUGUAGCUGGAAACCCAGUGGUGAAAUCUGUCCUUGAUAAAACAAAACAUUCAGUGGAGUCGAUGAUUACAACACUAGACCCUGGAAUGGCUCCUUACAUCAAGUCUACUGGUGACAUGGACAUCAUUAUUACUUCAGAUAAGGAAGUUAAGGUUGCUGCAGUUCGAGAUGCUUUCCAAGAAGUGUUUGGUUUGGCUGUGGUAACUGGGGAGUCUGGUCAGUCAAACAUUGCUCCUCAGCCUGUGGGUUAUGCAGCAGGACUUAAAGGUGCACAAGAGAGAAUAGAUAUUCUUAGACGGUCUGGUGUUCUUCAUGAAAAGCAAGUGGCAAUUUCUGUAGAAAAUUUUAUUGUGGAACUGUUUCCAGAUAAGUGGUUUGAUAUAGGCUGUUUAAUUCUUGAAGACCCAGCAUAUGGCAUUCAUAUUGAAAACUUCACACAAGCUACCCCUGUGCCUUUAGAAUUUGUACAACAAGCACAAAGCCUCACGCCUCCAGACUACAACUUACGUUGGUCUGGACUUAUGGUCACAGUUGGUGAAGUGCUAGAGAGAAACAUACCUCAUGUCAGCAGGACUGACUGGCAUAUCAUGUUUACUGGUGUGUCCCGAAGACAAAUGAUACAUAGUGCUGCCAAAGCUUUAGCAGGAAUGUACAAAUUACGCCUUCCUCCAAGAACAGUGUAAAUAGUUUAUGAUAAACCUUUUUUGUAAAUCACUUCAACUUUUCAGACAUUUACUCUAAGCAUCAUUCAAACCUACAGCUCAUAUGCUUGCACAGGAAGAUGUGUAAGUAUUUAAAAAAGCAACAAAAUAUUUUACAAAUAUACUAAUUUACUAUAUGUUUAACGUAACUUGCUUUCAUUUGAUUUUUUUUUUGUUUUUGGUAGGAUUUAGACAUUGACAAUCACUUGCACGGUAAAAUGUCUGUUCCAUUCUUGAUAAUAGUUCAAGAGAAGCAGCAUGCAGGCAUGAUUUUUGUAUUGCCAAAUAAAGGGAACUGAAAUUCAGGAACCAUUUUUUACAGUAUAGAAAUAUUUUUAUUUGAUACCUACAAAUUGUAUAUGUUGAUUAGAAAGUACAAAAAUAUGUUAAAUAUCUAAAAAGAACACUAUAGAUCUUUCAUGCUAAAUGUUAAAAAUUACCAAUCUUUAGGUCAUAAAGUAGAAAGUGCAAGUGUCUAACAUGAAGUCUACAUCCUUCAUAAAGUUGACAUGUAAUUUAGUUUGUGUGUGUGUGUAUAUAUGUGUAUAUGUAUGUGUAUAUGUAUGUAUGUAUGUAUGUAUGUAUAUAUAUAUAUAUAUAUAUAUAUAUAUAUAUAUAUCCAUCCAUCCAUCCAUUUUCCAACCCGCUGAAUCCGAACACAGGGUCACGGGGGUCUGCUGGAGCCAAUCCCAGCCAACACAGGGCACAAGGCAGGAAACAAUCCUGAGCAGGGUGCCAACCCACCGCAGUAUGUAUAUAUAUAUAUAUAUAUAUAUAUAUAUAUAUAUAUAUAAAAUUGUGUGUAUAUGUAUAUAUAAAACAUUGUGUGUGUGUGUGUGUGUGUGUGCAGACAAUAUUGAAAAAUACAGACAAGAUAUUGAUGCUUUUUUGGCAUAGUUGUGAUAAAAUUUUUACUUUCCUGUUGCAUCAGUUAAGCGUGAUAAGGAACUUUUGGGUAUAUUUGGAUCUUCAAUCAACUGGAGAGGGAGAGGAAUGAGAUAUUUUGAAAGAACUGGCGUUAUACAUGCUCAGUAGUUUUAUUAUAUAUUUAUGUGAUUAUUUUUAAAAUUAGAAUAUGUUAAUAGCCCUUUUUGGAUUUAUUCUGAGUAGAAUUUUAGUUUUAAUGCUAUCCUCUUAAAUUCAGUAGGCUUUGAAUGUAAUUUGAUCAAAUGCAAAUGCUUGCAUUCACAUUGCCCAUCAUUCUGUUUAUUUUCUAAAAUACAUCCUGUUCAGCUUUGAGUGACUGUUGCAAAUAAUGCUUAAUUUAAGAGAAUGACCUCAAAGCUGACAGUUUUUUUUUUCUUCUAUUAGAGAAAGUGAAUAAAUGAAUGUUCAUUUCUCAUGACUGUUUUUUUUUUUUUUUGUAAAUAUUUUUUGUUUUUCUUAUUUCCUGUAAGGAUCUGUGCUUUUCAAUUCAGAUGUGAUACGUCAAAGUUGUUGAUUCAUUUCCUUUGCACUGAGAAGAGUGUUAUGCAUUUUUCUGUAAACUUAAGAACAAUCAUAUCUAACAUUACUUAUUUUAAGAACCUAAAACUUGAUUAGUUAGCAGUAUGACCAGAGUUAUGCCAGUUCUGUAGUUAUAGCUACAGGUAGAAUUAAUAAACAUUUAACUAAAGAGUAGUAAAAUUGCCUUUUGUAAUGCACACUCUUUUACCAUUCCUAACUGCUGACAAAUAAAGAGAUAUCUGUUUGGAAUUCUCA